AUGCAUGGAGGUGCAAUCACGCCUGAUGUGAUCAAUGGAUUGCUGGUUGCACUUCGCGAUGAAAAUAAUGAUGUCAGAUGUUGUGCAGUUGGAGCUCUCGCGAAGUUAGGGGGCCGUGCAGUCACGCCUGGUGUGGUCAAAGGAUUGUUGGCUGCACUUGGCGAUAAAGACCACUUAGUUAGUCAAAAUGCAGCUCAAGCUCUCGCGAAGUUAGGUGGCGGUGCAGUCGCGCCAGAUGUGAUCAAUGGAUUGUUGGUUACACUUAACGGUAACUCGCACUUUGUUAAAGAGAAUGCAGCUCAAGCUCUCGUGGAGUUAGGUUGCGUUGCAGUGAGAUAUCGUGCAGCUCGAGUUCUCGUGGCGUUAGCUGGCCGUGCAGUCACGCCUGAUCUUGUCAAAGGCUUGUUGGCUAAACUUCACGAUAACGACGACUAUGUCAGAUAUCAUGCAGCUGCUGCUCUCGGCGGAAUGGAUAAAAGUGCAGUCACACCUGAUGUGGUCAAAGGAUUGUUGGCUGCACUUCGCGAGAAGGAUCAGUUACUUAGACAAAAUGUAGCUGAAGCUCUCGUAAUAAUGGGUACAAAUGCAGUCACGCGUGAUGUGAUAAAUAGAUUGUUGGCUGCACUUCGCGAUAAGCAGUACUUUGUUAGAGCGAAUGCAGCUAAAGCUCUCGUGAAGUUAGGUGGCCGUGCAGUCGCGCCUAAUGUGAUCAAUGGAUUGCUGGCAGCACUUGGCGAUGAACAUAACAAUGUCAGAUCUCGUGCAGCUCAAUCUCUCGCGAAAAUGGACGUUAGUGAGUCGGCUGACGACGAAAACGAUGGUCGAAAAUACCAUCAGUUAAAAAAAGUGAUUUGGUAG
Didymodactylos carnosus is the source of this 858-nucleotide messenger RNA. The record is from the annotation of a GenBank genome assembly. Lineage: Eukaryota; Metazoa; Rotifera; Eurotatoria; Philodinida; Philodinidae.